Molecule: messenger RNA, 4086 nt
Organism: Periophthalmus magnuspinnatus
Lineage: Eukaryota; Metazoa; Chordata; Actinopteri; Gobiiformes; Gobiidae
Gene: arhgap25
Product: Rho GTPase activating protein 25
Exons: 11
Coding region: 87-1994 (635 amino acids)
Biological process (GO): phagocytosis, engulfment; negative regulation of small GTPase mediated signal transduction; signal transduction
Cellular component (GO): phagocytic cup
Molecular function (GO): GTPase activator activity
Source: RefSeq, a predicted model, not a curated record
AAAUAACGGGUGCGCGUGGGGUGCCAUUGGCCUCUAACCAGGCGUGGAUCCGACCAUUUGACCCAUGCUGUGACUUAACUGCGAAGAUGUCUUUAAAACUACCUCGAAACUGGGACUUCAGCACGUUUAAGGAGACGACACGGAUAGCUCGCUCCAAGAGUGUGUUCCCUGGGGACAGUGGACAAGGCGGGGGGUCUCCGGGAUCCCCCACAUCCAUGGAGAGGCCACUCAAGUCGGGAUGGCUCAAGAAACAGCAGAGGUCCUUAGUGAAGAACUGGCAGCAACGCUACUUUGUCCUGAGAGGAAGCACCUUGACCUACCAUAAGGAUGACAAGGAGAGCACUGUGCAGGGGAUGAUCCAGCUGCGCUUCAGCAAAGUCAAUGAACUGCCUCCAAAUACAGACGAUGCCGCUGGGAAGUAUCUGUUCGAGAUUGUUCCACGACCCAAGGGGGACAGAGAGAGAUGUUCACAUGUGCUUAUGGCAAGCUCCCAAGGCGACAUGGAGGAGUGGGUCCGCACACUGCGCAGGGUCAUCGGAGCGCCUACUAGUGGAGUGUUUGGGAAAAGCCUGGCAGACACAGUGGCCUACGACCAAAGGUUCGGUCCUCAGAUGGUGCCCAUCCUGGUGCAGAAGUGUGUGGAGUUCAUCCAGGAGCACGGGCUGAGCGAGGAGGGCAUCUUCAGACUCCCGGGACAGGACAACGCAGUCCGGCAGUUUAGAGGGGCCUUCGACGCCGGGGAGAGGCCCUCAUUCCCCAGUGACACAGAUGUCCACACGGUGGCGUCGCUCCUCAAACUCUACCUCCGUGAGCUGCCAGAGCCUGUAGUUCCCUGGACCCAGUACCAGGACUUUCUGGACUGUACCAACAGCCUGGACUCUCCUGGCCAAACGGGAUGGGAGAAAUUGGAGAAACAAAUUGCUCUCCUCCCUAGAGUGAACUAUAACCUCCUCAGUUACAUCUGCCGGUUCUUGUUUGAGGUCCAGAUGCACUCGAAAGUUAAUAAAAUGAACGUGGAGAACCUGGCAACAGUGAUGGGCAUCAACCUGUUAAAGCCGCAGAUCGAGGACCCCAUUACAGUCAUGAAAGCAACUCCUCAGAUCCAGAAAUUGAUGACGGUCCUGAUUCGACAACAUGAGGCGCUGUUUCCCACCUCUAAAGACGAGCUCCCCUCUCCUCCUCCAAACAAGGCCGACAGCCAAAAGAACGCUCCUCGCAGCUUUGUGGGAUGGGAGUCUACGGAGGUAGAGCUGUCUACAGAGCUCUGCGACACUUCUCUGUCUGAGUCCCCAGAGGAAGAGGAGGAACAGGACAGUCCCGGGCCCCUUAGAUCAACCAACUCCAAGCUAGAAUUUUUACCCAGUACCCAGGAGUGCAUGGGAUCCCCCCGCAAACGCACCCAAACCCUACCCACGUUUAACUGCCCUCUGACAGGGAUGGCAGCCAAAGCAGAGGCCCUGAAUCGCUGGAGCCGUAUACAAGAGAACAUAGAGGAGAAGAGCGGGACGUUUUCUGAAGAUAUCUUUAAAAUCUUGGACCUCAAAUCUUCCGGGUCGUUGUUCAAGACGACUACGCUGAGUACUAAGGAGGAGGAGGAGGUGGGGUCUAAACACAGGAGAGGCAGUGACCAGGGGUUCAUAACUAUUGCAGAAGAUGGCAAGGUGAAACGCCAAAGUGACUGUGUUGAAAAGCCUGUUCAAAGCUCGGCGAAUCAGAAUAGUGAUGAGAAACCAAAAGUUACAAAUCAGGAAACCAGCAAAUGUGAAGUAAAGACAGACGGAACGCAGCCGGUCGACUGUGUGAAGAAGGAGAACCAGGAGCUGAAGGCGACUGUGGCUGAGCUGAGGUCAGAGCUGGAGGCAGAGCGCCGCCGUGUGGCCGCUCUGGAGAUCUGCCUAAAAAACGCCGAGCGAAGCAGAGACGAAGCCCAGCGGAGGAACCUGGAGCUGCAGAACGACGUUCAACGGUUUCUCACCAUGAAAACACCUCCAUAAAGUUAGGACAAACUGGUCACUGUUAGACUUGAGAAAAGUGAAAUUAUUCUUCUAUAGAAAACAGGAUUCUUUUGGAGGAAAAUCUGCAACACAUUCAUGAAGAUGCACUGGCAAAACGAAAUAUGGAACAAGUCUUUUAACUGAUGUUAAAAUACAUUUCAGAAUGAUUAAAAGCUGUCACUAUGAAUGUUAUUUCGCUAUUUUGUACUAGGAGCAUUUGUGUCAUACAGUGUCACAAAACAGUGAACACUUAGUGCUUACUACAGAAGCUUAAAAUAUCCACUGGUUUACCUUUAGGCUCCUGAUGUGUGACGUCCCUUGUUCAGAUGGGGACCUGGAGCUUUUAUCUAGUCUUGUAGCUUGAUUUAUUUUAUAUUUUUUUCCCUUUUUAUUUUUUAUAGUCUUUUUAAUGACAUACAUUAUCCUUAAUGAAGGCAAUUACUUUCAAGUUGGAAAAAUAUAUCAAUGAUCCAAUACAUUUUGUCAAUAUGGUGUAUCCCUAUUAGAAACUUUCAUUUUCUUAGCCAUACCACAAAAAAGGAUAUUAUCAAUAGACAUUUUUCCUGCUGCUAAUCUCUGUUUAAUGCUACAAGCCUAAAACAUUGUGAUGUCAUCUGAAAGUCAAAAGUGGUAAAAGGCUUGUUUGUUACUUUGAAGCUGUGGACAAUGAACUGAUGGCUUUAAACUCUUCUGUGAGUAUAAAGACCUCACUAUGUGAACGGAUUUGAACUAUUGUGCAACAUCCUGGCAUCUUUGCUGAAACUUGGACACAUGAGAGGAAUGCUUGAAGUCUGUUUGAAUAAUAGGUUGUGAAUGUUUAAAUGGUUUAGUUGAAGUGUUAAUAAAUUAUAUAUUUAAUUUCCUCGUGCAUAUUUAAAGUGUGUAGUUUUAUAGUGGUGGCGUGUCACCUGUAUGAUUCCCUAAAAACAGAAAGUUAAAACCAUACUUUGGAACAUUCUCCAUGAAGGUUAAUACAUUUUCUGCCAUACUGUGGAAGAUUGUGGCUAAAAAGUUAUGCAGUAGGGCUUUAAAGGCGCAUUAUGCAACUUUUCUGGUCAUCUGCUUGUCUCCAUGGAUGUGUUAAUUGUGUUGCCUGAAAUGUUUCACUGUGCAAAAUUAAGCUUGUAUCUAUUCAGUAACAUUUAUUGCUAAAUAUACAUGAUGGAAGACGUGCAUUUUCACCGUGUACAGGCUCCCUUCUCCACAGAUCUACACAGUCUGGUGCUGUCAUUUGCUUGUCUCCAUGGAGAUGGACAAGUUUUUUUUGCCAGACUGUGUGACAUUCCAUGCAAAGCAAUAACAUAUCCCUGAUGACAGACCCUUAACCAGAAAAAUUGCAUAGUGAACCUUUAAAUACGGUGUUGCGUAAGAAGCAGAGGGGGGAAUUUGACCUCAUCCCACAAAAAUUUAAAUAAAUAUGAUUCAAAGGGGGACUUUUAGUUUCAGUUUAGUUUUAAUUUCUGUAUCCACAUAUUUUUGCCACCAUGUAACUUGAUCAAUCUCAUGUUUGUAACUUAAGGGUCUGGAAAUCAUUUUAUUGUAACUAUGAUGAUGAGCAGAAUUAUAGUGUUACCUAAGUUUGUGCGUGAGGAUCAUUUCUGCUGAGAAAGUAAUUUAUCCGCUUGGCUUUGUGGGCCAAAUUCACUGCAAUUUAUGGGAAAAGGUUACAGCAAAACAUCUGGAUAAAAACUGUUCAGUGUGUUUUAUGGUAAGAUUUCACUCCAAGAAGAAGGACCAUGACCUCAUAACAGACCAAACUGAGUCAGCAUUAUGUUUUAGUUUGAACUUUCAGCCGCUCCAACUUAGUCCUUUCUGCUGUGAUUUUUCCCCACAACACAAAAACAACUGUUUGGGAUAGUGUCAUGCAGUUGUUUAUUAUUAGUUCUCCAAUUUCUGAUUUCUAUUUGUUUGUCUUUUUCUGGUUCUUGAAAAUGCAUCAUGACAGAAUGAAGUGUGGUUUAAUGUGCAACAGCUGUUUUCCCAUGAUCCUGUGCAACAAUGUGUUUGAUUUGACAAAAAUAGGUGACAGUUGCUUCUGUAUUGGUUAAAGGUAACUGUCUGAAGGUGGAAUGUUACCUGUAUGACUCUAUGG